CAUUUUCAUAUGCAUACAAACAAAUGCACCCAAAUAUACCAAUUUCUCACACACAUACAAACACUCAAAAACCUAUACAUACACAAUUACACAUAUACAUAUACUCAUCGGUUUAAUCGUGAGAUAUUAAACUUUUAAUUACUGUUUUAUAGAGUAUUAAUUUUCUGGUGAUGGCGGAGAUAGGCGGUCAAGGAAGUGUAAGUGAAGUAUACGCGCCGGCGACGACGUUACAAGUAUGGAGAACACUUGUCAACUGGUUGACUUUUUUGUUUCAGAUCUUUGUUCAGAUCGUUAGAGGUACUCCUUCUGUCGCUUCGUUUAUUAAUUAUUCUGCAUCCUCUUCAACGACGUCGUUUAAGCCUUUGCCGGUCGUUGAGUUCCCGGAAUCUUCCGUUCGUAUUCCGUCUGUCGUCACAGAAUAUAAUUCUUUGGAAAAGUUAACGGUUGUUCUUGACUUGGAUGAAACUUUGGUAUGUGCCUAUGAAACGUGUAGUUUGCCUGACAGUGUUCGUAAACAAGCGACAGAUGCUGGAUUGACAUGGUUUGAGCUAGAAUGCAUAUCUUCUGACAAGGAAUGUGAAGGAAAACCCAAAGUCAACUACGUGACAGUAUUUGAACGUCCCGGAUUGCAUGAAUUUCUUUCCCAACUCAGCAAAUUUGCUGAUCUUGUGCUAUUUACUGCUGGUCUUGAAGGAUAUGCACGACCACUUGUUGAUAAAAUAGAUCCUGAAAACAGUAUUAGCCGUAGAUUUUAUCGACCUUCCACAACUUCCACGGAAUAUCGGGAACACGUGAAGGACCUUUCCAUUGUAUCAACAGAUUUUUGCAGAAUGGUCAUUGUUGACAACAAUCCAUUCAGUUUCUUAUUGCAACCAGUCAAUGGAAUCCCCUGCAUACCAUUCUCUGCUGGACAACCACGUGAUGAUCAGCUUCUGGAGGUCCUCCUUCCCCUUCUUAAGCAACUUUCUGAGCAGAGGGAUGUAAGACCUGUGCUUUAUGAAAGGUUCCGCAUGCCUGAAUGGUUUGAGAAACAUGGAAUCCCUGCCUCUAGGACUUAAUUCUUCGCUGGAGGCACCUGAACAGCUACCACGAAAGCAUAAUUUACUAUAAACGCACCACAUUUUGUAUAGCUAUCAUAUGGUGUUUGUAUACAAGAGGAGACUCGUUCAGAGGUUCUAAGUUAUUGUUCCCUUGCAACACAUGUUCAAAUGUCAUAUUCUUGUUGUAAGUUGGUAUAUAGUUUGCAGUACUACUGUAUAUACAACUUUCGUUAAAUUUUAAUUUGAGUUCUGUAAACCUGUUGCAGAUCAAUAAAUGACUGACGUUAAGGUA
Messenger RNA from Erigeron canadensis, 1332 nucleotides. Its product is annotated as CTD nuclear envelope phosphatase 1-like. The record is from RefSeq and is a predicted model, not a curated record. Gene Ontology annotation, molecular function: phosphoprotein phosphatase activity. The transcript has 6 exons. The coding region runs from base 171 to 1058 and encodes 295 amino acids. Lineage: Eukaryota; Viridiplantae; Streptophyta; Magnoliopsida; Asterales; Asteraceae.